GGACCAGGUGGAGGGGCGGCGAAAGGGGUAGAGGGCAGAGGACGGACGGUAGACCGAGAGAGGCUCGGAGGCCUUGGCUGGCUCUCCGCACUUCCGCUCUUGUGUUGGUUCCACAACCCCUGGCUACGUGAGGCGUAGUAGUUGUGGGGUUCAGAGGGUCAGCAAUCAGUUCUCCGAAUCCAGAGAUUCAGUACUUGUCGUCAGUAUCGGUACUCAGGGCUUGGUUUAGGUAGCAGUCGCCAUCAUGCUCAAAGCUGUGAUCCUGAUUGGAGGCCCUCAAAAGGGGACUCGCUUCAGGCCUUUGUCAUUUGAGGUGCCCAAACCACUCUUUCCUGUGGCGGGGGUCCCUAUGAUCCAGCACCACAUUGAGGCUUGUGCCCAGGUCGCUGGGAUGCAGGAGAUUCUGCUCAUUGGCUUCUACCAACCUGAUGAGCCCCUUACCCGGUUCCUAGAAGCUGCCCAGCAGGAGUUUAAUCUUCCGAUCAGGUACCUGCAAGAAUUUGCCCCCCUGGGCACAGGGGGUGGUCUCUACCAUUUCCGGGACCAAAUUCUGGCUGGAGGCCCCGAAGCCUUCUUCGUGCUCAACGCUGACGUCUGCUCCGACUUCCCCUUGAGCGCUAUGUUGGAGGUCCACAGAUACCAACCUCACCCUUUCUUGCUCCUUGGCACCACGGCUAACAGGACACAAUCCCUCAACUAUGGCUGCAUCGUGGAGAAUCCACAGACGCAUGAGGUCCUGCACUAUGUGGAGAAACCCAGCACUUUUGUCAGUGACAUCAUCAACUGUGGCAUCUACCUCUUUUCCCCGGAAGCCCUGAAGCCCCUUCGGGAUGUCUUCCAGCGUAAUCAGCAGGAUGGGCAACUGGAGGACUCGUCAGGCUUGUGGCCUGGGGCAGGUACCAUCCGCCUGGAGCAGGAUGUGUUCUCCGCCCUGGCCGGGCAGGGCCAGAUCUAUGUGCACCUCACUGACGGCAUCUGGAGUCAGAUCAAGUCUGCAGGCUCAGCCCUCUAUGCCUCCCGCCUCUAUCUGAGCCAGUACCAGCUCACUCACCCAGAACGCCUGGCCAAGCACACCCCAGGGGGUCCACGGAUUCGAGGAAACGUUUACAUCCACCCAACAGCUAAGGUGGCCCCGUCUGCUGUGCUGGGCCCCAACGUCUCCAUCGGGGAGGGGGUGACCAUGGGCGAGGGUGUGCGGCUCCGAGAGAGCAUUGUCCUCCAUGGAGCCACACUGCAGGAGCACACGUGUGUUCUGCACAGCAUCGUGGGCUGGGGGAGCACCGUAGGGCGCUGGGCCCGCGUGGAGGGUACCCCCAAUGACCCCAAUCCCAACGACCCCCGAGCCCACAUGGACAGUGAGAGCCUAUUCAAGGAUGGGAAGCUGCUCCCUGCCAUUACCAUCCUAGGCUGCCGCGUCCGGAUCCCUGCCGAGGUGCUCAUACUGAACUCGAUUGUUCUGCCACACAAGGAGCUGAGCCGCAGCUUCACCAACCAGAUCAUCCUCUGAGGGGGGCUGCCUGAAGUUCCCCCCAGCUCUGAUCCGCUCCCUUUGAGGCUCCUGCCUGCAUGGCCAGCCUCUGUCCAGGAGGGACCGGAGGAAGCCAGCCAGGCUCUUCCUGUGCACGCGCACGUGGGGAGCAACGUGGGUGGCUGGGGGACUGGUGGCCUCCCUCUCCACUCCCUAAUAAACCUGGGUGAACCUUGGAGCCGG
Molecule: messenger RNA, 1711 nt
Organism: Delphinapterus leucas (beluga whale)
Lineage: Eukaryota; Metazoa; Chordata; Mammalia; Artiodactyla; Monodontidae
Gene: GMPPA
Product: GDP-mannose pyrophosphorylase A
Biological process (GO): biosynthetic process
Source: RefSeq, a predicted model, not a curated record